Phycodurus eques (leafy seadragon) is the source of this 1309-nucleotide messenger RNA. RefSeq names its product ADP-ribosylation factor-like 8Ba (gene arl8ba). Gene Ontology annotation, cellular component: lysosomal membrane. NCBI's taxonomy places the organism in Eukaryota, Metazoa, Chordata, Actinopteri, Syngnathiformes, Syngnathidae. Gene Ontology annotation, biological process: anterograde axonal transport; protein transport. Gene Ontology annotation, molecular function: GTP binding; GTPase activity. Bases 88 to 648 code for a protein of 186 amino acids. The record is from RefSeq and is a predicted model, not a curated record. The transcript is spliced from 7 exons.
UGCAUCCCACUCCCCCUCCCUCGCUGGAAAAGCCCAACCAAACAUCUGACAGGGAGGGAAGAGGCGAGCCACCACCGAUUUCUCAAGAUGCUGGCACUAAUAAACCGGCUUUUAGACUGGUUCAAGUCCCUCUUUUGGAAGGAGGAGAUGGAGCUGACCCUGGUCGGCCUCCAGUAUUCUGGAAAAACGACGUUCGUCAACGUAAUCGCCUCAGGCCAUUUCAGCGAAGAUAUGAUCCCCACAGUUGGAUUCAACAUGAGGAAAGUCACUAAAGGAAACGUCACAAUUAAGAUCUGGGACAUUGGAGGGCAGCCGCGGUUUCGGAGCAUGUGGGAGCGCUACUGUCGGGGUGUCAACGCCAUUGUAUACAUGGUGGAUGCAGCAGACCGAGAUAAGGUGGAGGCGUCGAGGAACGAGCUUCACAAUCUAUUAGACAAAUCUCAGUUGCAAGGGAUCCCCGUUUUGGUGCUGGGGAACAAAAGAGACCUGCCCACCGCUUUAGAUGAAAAACAGCUCAUUGAGAAAAUGAAUCUGUCAGCCAUUCAGGACAGGGAGAUAUGCUGCUACUCCGUUUCUUGCAAAGAAAAAGACAACAUUGAUAUCACCCUUCAGUGGCUCAUUCAGCACUCAAAGUCCAGGAGGAGCUGAAAACGAUGAGGGGAAAGAUGUUGACACCAGCUGUUUGCCAUGUAACCGUCAUGCCACGUCAGACGUGCCCUGAACUCACCAGAUGCACUGUUCUGCUUUUUUUUUUUUUUUUUUUUUUCCCAUUUGUACCACUUACCCACAAACUCUCUGGGAAUGCACUACCCCAAAAUGUAAUCCUGAAACCAAAUGAAUGACAUGUAAUUGGCAUUAUUUGUCCUGUACACUUGGAUGAUGUGGCUUAUGAUAAUGUUUUGGUUGAAAUGGUAAAGCAGCCUUUUUAAUUUUUUUUUUGCUAAUCUCUUUUUCCCUCCAUGUACAUUAUUUUCGAUAAUUAUGUAGUCAAGCAGAUCUGUAAAAAUAGUAUCCAGCUUGUUUGAUUUUUAACAGCAAUUGCGCGUAUGCAUAUGUGAUUCUAUUUAAAGUCCGAAUGAUCAAAAAAAGGAACUCUGCUGCAGGGUUGUGUUGUGUAUACUGUGCUCUGUUUUGUAAAAAGUAAGGCUCCCAGCAAUCUUUCGUGCUGUGAGUGUGGCGGAAUUUAAAGUGCCUUGCGCAAACGUCUCAACUGAAGCAACACGGCAUGCGAGAUGUGUGCCUACGGGGGAAAAAAAGACACCAAUCACUUCAAUGUAUUCGAUUAAAGGCUUGCUUUCUAAUAUAUGCA